UGCGAAUACCAGCAUGUCGUCGCUCCGCAACGCCGUCAAGCGCCGCGAGCACAAGGAGCGUGGGCAGCCGCUCGAGCGCAAGAAGCUCGGUCUCGGUCUCCUCGAGAAGCACAAGGACUAUGUGCAGCGUGCGCGCGACUUCCACUCGAAGGAGAACCGCCUCAAGACGAUGCAGCUCAAGGCCGCGCUGCGCAACCCGGACGAGUUUUACUUCAAGAUGAACACGUCGUCGACCGUCGACGGCAAGCACGUCUCGACCAACAACCACAACGCGCUUCUCACAGCCGAUGUGCUCAAGGUCAUGAAGACGCAGGAUCUGGCCUACAUGCACAUGAAGCGUGCGGUCGACACGUCCAAGGCCAUGAAGCUGAGCGCGUCGGCCCACUUUAUCGACGUCGAGAAGCCAAACAAGCACAAGGUGUUUGUCGACGACGAAGCGUCGCUCAAGACGUUUGAUGUCGCCGAGCACUUUGAUACAGUGCCCGAGCUCGUGCACCGCGCGUCCAACCGGCUGCGAAAGGCCGACCUCCAAAAGCUGGCGAUUCCAAGUGCCAAGGCAGUCAAAAAGUCCAACAAGAUGUACCAAGAGAUGAGCGACCGACUCGAGCGCGCGUCCAAGAUCAACACGAUGCGCCAGGUGCUCGAGCUCGAGCGCAAGGUCCAAUCCAAGGGCAAGAAGAUGAAGAUCGCCGACGGCGUUGAUGGUGGGCCCGCCGUUUACAAGUGGAAGCGCGUGCGCACCAAGUAGACACGUGCAUAUGAGGUGCGCCAAUAGAGAAUGAGACUACGAUAACAACCUAUAUAACGAUGAUGACACAAACACACAGACGA
Molecule: messenger RNA, 831 nt
Organism: Saprolegnia parasitica CBS 223.65
Lineage: Eukaryota; Oomycota; Saprolegniomycetes; Saprolegniales; Saprolegniaceae
Exons: 1
Coding region: 14-748 (244 amino acids)
Biological process (GO): rRNA processing
Cellular component (GO): nucleolus; small-subunit processome
Source: RefSeq, a predicted model, not a curated record